CCUCCUUCUCCUCCUCCCCUCGCAACAUGGACCCUCACCCCAGCUCCUCUCUUCUGUUCCGCUGUUAGCGUCCCUCAGUCCCGGGUGGUUCACGGUGUCCAUCUGAGUCCCGUGGCUCCUCCAUACGACAUGUUCACCACCACCGGCUCCCGGGGCCUGUAUAUGGCUCCGCUGUCUAAAGGCCUCCUGCUGGUUCUCAAUGGGCUGACAGUGAUGCUCACCCUGCUGCCUCAGUUCCAGGAACUGUUUGCAUACAACAUACAGGCUGUCGUGGAGCAGCACCAGGUGUGGAGGUUGUUGUGUGGCCGGCUCGUCUGUGUGGACCUGAAGGAUUCCUUUUGUACCAGCCUGCUCAUUUACAACUUCAGAAUCUUUGAGAGGAGGUUUGGCACCAGGAAGUUUGCUUCCUUCCUGUUUGGCACGUGGUGUUUGUCUGCGCUGACGGACUUCUUGCUGGUGCAGGCUUUCCAGUUUCUAGUUGACUAUGAAGUUGAAGAACUGUCCACAGGACUGCUUGCUCCAGUCUUCGCUCUGUUUGUGCCUUUCUACCUGUCGAUCCCAAAGUUGCCAGUCACUCAGGUCCUGGGCCAAAUUCAAAUCACCAACAAGACUCUGAUCUACAUAGUGGGCUUGCAGCUGUUGACCUCGAGCCCAUUCAUGUGGCUUCUUGCUCUCAGCGGACUGAUCUCAGGCGGGCUGUACUACUCCAAUGUUCUCCAUUUACAAAAGAUCCUCUGCGUACCUGCUUGGAUGUCUCGUAUUGGACGGUAUAUUCUGGAGCCAGUCUUCUCAACCUCCCAGCCAAUCAGCGAGACGCCUCCUGGGAUGGGGGCCACUCUGGACAUCCAGAGGCAGCAGAGGAUGGACAUGCUCGACCAGCAGCUGCUGCUGGCCCAGUACAAUGAGGCCAGGAGGAGCGUCACACAACAGCCACAGGGUGGGUUGUUGCAGUGGACCGGGUUGUUUCCCUCCUUGAGACAAAGAGGACCUAACAGACCCCCAAUGCAGCCCCAGCCUCAGGCCCAGACUCAGCCGUCAACCCAGCCGCCGCUGCUGGACAACGUGCCUGUCGCAGAGGACCAGGUUGCACUCUUAGUGGAAAUGGGCUUUUCCAGGACCGAUGCCCUGGAGGCCCUCCGAGCUUCAAACAACGACAUCAACAUGGCAACCAACUUCCUCCUGCAGCACUGAGAGCGAGAACCAGCUCAAUGAGAAAAACAGAGGUGAAGGAGGACAGACUGAGAGAGCAGGGAGAGAAUCAACCAAAGCAGAGGAGGACAAAACAGAGCACAGAGAAAAAAUGUCGGACAGAAUGAAAGAGGGUGA
This is a messenger RNA of Platichthys flesus (European flounder), 1326 nucleotides long. RefSeq names its product UBA domain containing 2 (gene ubac2). The coding region runs from base 130 to 1191 and encodes 353 amino acids. The record is from RefSeq and is a predicted model, not a curated record. NCBI's taxonomy places the organism in Eukaryota, Metazoa, Chordata, Actinopteri, Pleuronectiformes, Pleuronectidae. Gene Ontology annotation, molecular function: serine-type endopeptidase activity; protein binding. The transcript is spliced from 10 exons.